AUGUCCGAUCUCACAUCCCUGUCGGAAAGUGUCCUCGAUUUCGAAUAUGAAAAUGGUCGACGUUAUUGCAGUACCCGAUCUGGAACAUACAUGUAUUUUCAGCCCUUCUGUGGAGGUUGUCUGGCUGGAAAAGCUGACCAAAUCAGGAUGCCAAAUGAUGAAGAGGAGCAGGAUCGAAUGGAUCUGACACACCAUAUAUGGCUGAUGAUGUUGAAAGGAGAGCUUUACAACGCCCCCAUCGGAGAAUCACCACAGAACAUCCUGGACCUGGGAACUGGAACAGGCAUCUGGGCCAUGGACAUCGCUGAAAAGUUUCCCAGCGCGCACGUGAUUGGAAAUGAUAUCAGCCCUAUCCAGCCCAGCUGGGUGGCCCCAAACAUCGAGUUCGUCGUGGAAGACUUCGAAAGUGAAUGGCAGUAUAAGAGAAACCACUUUGACUUCAUCCACGCUCGAUGCCUGGCAGGAUGCGUCGCCGACUGGCCCCAAUUCUUCCGCCGAAUCUUCAACCACGUCAAGCCAGGCGGUUACUUCGAAACACACGAGAGUGCUGUGUGGGCACGGAGCGACGACAACUCCCUGAAAGAGAACUCCGCCCUAAUGGAAUGGCAGCAGGCUGUCAAUUUUGCGGGCGAGAAGAGCGGUCGAGAACUUAACGUUUAUCACAAAUUAAAGAACUGGAUGAUCGAGGCUGGGUUCGAAGAUGUUACGCUGUCUGUUUAUGCGCUGCCCUUCUCGCCUUGGCCGCGUGAUCCUCAUCUCAAGGCUCUGGGCAAGUACCAGGCUGUGCAGUUGCAGCAGGCUAUUGAUUCCUAUUCGCUGCGUCUGUAUACGCAGGUCCUGGGCUGGAGCUCGGAUGUGGCGAAGAUUCAUAAUGCUGUUGUUAAGCAGGAGUUGAGGGAUAAGAAGUUGCAUGCUUAUGUUCAAACGUACAGUUCAUACCCCCCUUGA
Penicillium salamii is the source of this 948-nucleotide messenger RNA. The record is from the annotation of a GenBank genome assembly. Lineage: Eukaryota; Fungi; Ascomycota; Eurotiomycetes; Eurotiales; Aspergillaceae.